AUGUUCACUCAACGCCCCUCAUUCCGCUACCUGGCCAUCGGCGCCGUGGUGUCUCUGUUUACCCUUACAUUCCUCAUCAUCAGUACCGGUGCACCUGGCCGCGCAUCACAAUUUAAUCUUAAGCCACAAUUGCGACAGCAGUAUUGUGCCCCGCCUGUGAACUCUUCAGCGGGUUGGGAAUUUGUUGUUGCACGCGACGGAAAUAACCACGGUCUCUCCGAGGACCAGUGCCGCAUUGCUUUUCCAAAGCUAUUUGUUGAGAUUGACAAGUCCUCUACACUAAGAGAAAAUAAGCUUGUUUCCUAUAAGGAGCUGGACUCCAGGACAGUAGACGAUGGUAUGGUGCGGGCAAUUAUUGAUCGAGGAGAGGCGAGUGAAACAUUGAUUGCCCUUUUGUAUAUUGUCGACUACGCGCCCAUGCCCGUCACAGCAUCCCGAGCACGCGCCACCCUAAACUCCCUCCACCGCGCCCUGACAGCAUUCCCAGACCGCCACCUCCUACCUAGUAUCGAGUUCAUCUUCACUACAGAAGAUUUUGCAGAGCACACGACCGGCUCGAGCCCCAUCUGGGCCUACUCAAAACGCGACUCAGACACCUCAGUCUGGCUAAUGCCCGACUUCGGCUACUGGGCCUGGCCAGAAGUGCAGAUCGGCCCGUAUCACGAAGUGCGGCGCCGCAUCGCCGCAAUCGACGACGGUGAAACUACCGCAGACGGUACAUACGUGCCAGGCCUAAAAUUCCAGGAGAAGAAAAAACAGCUCGUGUGGCGAGGUAGUCUGGCGACGAACCCGCCCGUCCGGGGCAAGCUCCUCAAGUCUGCAUUGGGUCGUAGCUGGGCGAGCGUGCGUGUCAUUGACUGGGAUAACCAGGAUGAUAUCCGCUUUAAUCUUCUUCCCAUUGAAGAUCACUGCCGGUAUAUGUUCCUCGCGCACACAGAGGGCCGCAGCUUCUCUGGUCGUGGGAAGUAUCUUCUGAACUGCCGUUCCGUUGUCAUCUCCCAUGCUCUCGAAUGGCGCGAGGCCCAUCAUGCGGCGUUAAUCUCAACUGGUCCGGAUGCAAAUUAUAUUGAGGUUAAUCGGGAUUGGUCCGACCUAUCGCCCAAGAUAGAUUAUCUUAUUGAUAACCCCGAGAUUGCGGAGCGGAUCGCUAAUAAUGCGGUGCGCACUUUCCGUGAUCGGUAUCUUACUCCUGCUGCUGAGUCGUGCUACUGGCGUCAGUUGGUUCGGCAGUACUCGGCGGCUUGUGAUUUCGAGCCGGCCUUGUUUUCAACGGGCCGGGAUGGAAAGACCCGGCUUCGGGGUGUUCCCUAUGAUACUUGGGUGCUGAUGCAUUGA
Molecule: messenger RNA, 1335 nt
Organism: Penicillium vulpinum
Lineage: Eukaryota; Fungi; Ascomycota; Eurotiomycetes; Eurotiales; Aspergillaceae
Exons: 2
Coding region: 1-1335 (444 amino acids)
Source: RefSeq, a predicted model, not a curated record